AUGUGUUCGAAUAAAAAUGCACCCAGAAUCAUGGUAUUCAGACCAACAUGGAAAGAAUUUCAAAAUUUUAGCAGCUAUAUUGAGCUGAUGGAAUCGCAAGGUGCUCAUAAGGCCGGGGUGGCAAAAGUUAUCCCACCACCUGAGUGGAUACCUAGAAAAAGAAGUUAUUAUGAAGAUGAUAUUAUGAAUUUGAAAAUUCCAGCUCCAAUAUGUCAAGUUGUACAAGGUAAACAAGGACUUUAUCAACAACUUAAUAUACAAAAGAAACCUAUGACAGUAGGAGAUUACAAGUUAAUAGCUGAAUCUGAUGAGUAUAAGACACCUAACCAUUUUGAUUAUGGGGACCUUGAAAGAAAGUAUUGGAAAAAUAUAAUUUACAAAUCCCCAAUGUAUGGUGCAGAUGUAUCAGGAUCGAUUACCGAUAAAGAUGUUAAUGUUUGGAAUAUUAACAAACUAGGCACAAUACUGGAUUAUGUAAAUGAAGAUUAUGGAAUCAGUAUUGAAGGUGUUAAUACAGCUUAUCUGUAUUUCGGUAUGUGGAAAACUUCUUUUGCAUGGCAUACUGAAGACAUGGAUUUGUACAGUAUAAAUUAUAUACAUGAAGGAUAUCCGAAGACAUGGUAUGCAAUACCUCCAGAACAUGGUCGUCGCCUAGAAAGAUUGGCUAAUGGUUUUUUUCCAACCGAUGCUUCAACAUGUUCUGCUUUUCUGAGACAUAAAAUGACUGUUAUAUCUCCCCAUAUGUUGAAACAAUAUUCUAUACCAUUUAAUAAAAUAACACAAGAGCGAGGUGAGUUUAUGAUAACUUUCCCUUUUGGGUAUCAUGCUGGCUUUAACCAUGGCUUUAAUAUGGCUGAAUCUACAAACUUUGCAUCACCACGUUGGGUGGAGUAUGGGAAAAGAGCUUCACAGUGUCAUUGCCGCCAAGAUUCAGUGAAGAUCAGUAUGGACACAUUUGUUAAACGUAUACAACCUGAAAAGUAUGAAUUAUGGCUACAAGGAAAUGAUAUUGGUACUCAUCCAGAAGAUCCUUCUCGUACUUUAGCAGCACCUUUGCCUAGUAAAUGUGACAUAUUAUGUAACAAGAACAAUACAGGUAUUCCAAAACUUUAUAUUGAAGCUGGUAGAAAACGUCAUCCUGUAACACAUAAAUUUUCAGAUUCUGAGUUGUCUAAUGAUACAGCAAUUGACAAUAAAUGUAUAGAUGUAUCUUCAUCAACAAGUGUACAAGAGAAUGAAAAGGAAUAUGAAGAUGAACAACUCAAUGAUGAACAGAGAGAAGUAAUGGAAGAUAUAUGGCUAAAAGCUGAUGAAAUGGAUGUCACUGAAGUAUCAUAUAAUAAUGGAAGAUCUAGGCUUUUGAAGAAAAAUCAGUCAAUCUUGGAAGAUAUAGAAUUUACGAGUGAUAGUGAUUAUUGUGAUAGUUCAGAAAAAAAAAGUGCCAAAAAAAGAAAGUCUAAAAAACGAGAAACAAAAAAGAAUUCAAAAUCUAAGAAGAAGAAAAUAUCUAAAUCAACUGAGAAAAAAAUUGUUCCUCUUGAUCAAACUAUUGACCAAACGAGUUCAACAACCAUUAGCCUCAAAGAGAGUGAUAAUAGUAUUAAAAAAUUAAUAACUUUAUCAACUAUAAAAUCUGAGAGUUUCAAUUCUUUGAAUAUUAAUAAAAUUACAGAAGAGUCUCGAGUGAAUAGAUAUCUCAAUAAGACUAUUAAAAAUUCAACAGUUUUUAACAAUACCUCAAACAAUGAUCAUUUAUUAUCUAAAAAAUGUGAUAGUGUUAAUAAUAACGCACAUUCAAAAUUAGUUAUAAUAAAACAUGUACCACCAAAUAACUUGGAAAAGCCCAAUUCAUCUCUUACAAGUUUAAAUGCCCAUAUUAAUACAAAAUAUCCACCUAAUUAUAUGUCAAAAGUAUUUAUGACUCCGACUCUAAAAAUAGUAGAUAUAAAAAAAUCUACACAGAAAUUUCCAACUCUUGAACCUAUACAAAUUAAGGAUGCAGAAGAAUAUGUAAUUGAUGGUAUACCAAAUAACAUAUCUGAUAUGAUUAACAAUUGUUGUUCAUUUGAGAUUGAGCAACUAUAUAAUGUAUUUAGAAGUAUGGAUGAUCCAUAUUGUUCAUUGUGUAUGAUGUUUAAUCGUCGUCAUAAGUUAACUUUCAACUUGGAUUGGCAAACCACAGCAACUACUUUCAUGCAUCCAAAGUUACCUGACUUGCAGAAACCUAGCAAUGCAUUAUAUAAACAUGCACUUUCUGGCGGUGAAAAAGUUAAGGCAGAUCUCAUAAGAUGUGAAAAAUGUUAUUUGACAGUUCAUAAAUUGUGUUAUGGUAUUAAUGUAGACACAAGUAUACAUUGGUUGUGUGAUCGAUGCAUGAAAAAUAAGAUGCUUGCUACUUGUGUAUACUGUCCAUUGAAAGGCGGGGCUUUAAAAGAAUUUAAAUUCAAUGCAUGGGCACAUGUUGAAUGUCAUCUACUUGUGCAUGGCAGUAGUCCAUUGACUAGCAAUACUUUUUCAACAGACUUUUCAACUAACCAAAAGUGUGUAAUAUGCAAUUUAACUUGUGGUAGUUGUUUUCGUUGCUCUGAAGGCAAUUGCAAUGCUUGGUUCCAUAUUUCUUGUGGAAUAUUUGCUGGAUUUGAUUAUCAAAUUGAUCGAAAAAACAAGCAUAUUUUGAUCCACUGCAUAAGUCAUUGUCAUGUUCCAGAUAAACAACCGGUAAUUCACUUAAAACAAAAAGUAUGGGCCAGGCACUCGAAACAUAAAAGGAUCACUGAAUGUCAAAUUGUAAACAUUGGUAAAGCUCCUACAUGCAUUAUAAAAUUCUAUGAUGAUACAAUAUCGGACGUUUUUUCAUUAAAUGAAAUUAAGAAUUAUGGAGUAGAAGAUCCUCCAGCCAUUAACACAGAAGUACAGUUAAAAUCUGGUGAAAAAGGUUUAUUCUUGGGGAUAUAUUACAGGACAGUAUAUACAGUUUUAUAUAAUGAUGGCAAAACUGAUUUUAUACACCCUGAGGAUAUAUACAGUGAAGAUGAUCAGGGUAUGGGCCGUUUAAAUCUGCAAGGCAAGCGUGGGUUAAAAAAAUAUCUGAAAGAAAAAAAAUUAACAUGGUUACAGAAAUUUAAUAAUUUAUCCAGCAUUUUAGAAGUUGUAAGCAAUUUAUAG
Macrosiphum euphorbiae (potato aphid) is the source of this 3165-nucleotide messenger RNA. Lineage: Eukaryota; Metazoa; Arthropoda; Insecta; Hemiptera; Aphididae. The record is from the annotation of a GenBank genome assembly.